Molecule: messenger RNA, 4264 nt
Organism: Mizuhopecten yessoensis (Yesso scallop)
Lineage: Eukaryota; Metazoa; Mollusca; Bivalvia; Pectinida; Pectinidae
Product: kinectin-like
Exons: 19
Coding region: 147-2504 (785 amino acids)
Source: RefSeq, a predicted model, not a curated record
CACGUAUUCUAAAAAUACACGAGUUCUGAGUAUUUACGUUACCUUUGGAUUGAGGAUGUAUAUUGCAUUCAGAAAAACAUAAGCUAUAAUUUAGAGGCAUGGAGAGAAUCACGUAUAACUGAAGCUGACAAACGAAAGGUGUAGCCAUGGCUUGCAGUGGUAAAUCACAACAAGUUUACACUGUGAAGACCCUCAAAGAAACAUUAUUGACGGCAAAGUCAUGGGAAUCGUCAGAGGACGACUUUGUGGGCAUAUGUGAAUGUAUUGAAGGGACCUUGAAAGACGAAAAGAAUUUAGAUCAUAUCAAGCCAUAUUUCAAAAGGCUAGACAAAGUAUGGAGGCCGGUAUCAACAUGUGCGGAGUACAAGCAAGCUAAGACACUUUUGUGCAAUUUUAGCUACUUAUCAAAGCAUCGACGAUUACAACUCUUAGCUCUCCAAGAAGUAGGAUACAACAGCGAGCCAGGAAGCCUGUCGGAAAUAACAAGUGAUACGACACGACCAGAAAUGCCCUCACAGCAAAUGUUGGAAAGUGACCAGUCUGUAUCAAAGGUUGCCAGUAUGAUUGAAAAACUCACAAAUGAGCUCGAAAGAGAAAAGAAAAGGACGGCUCUUCUUGAAGAAGAAAAAAGGGAGGUUAGGAUUACGCUGCAGGCAGUACUGUAUCAGAGUACAGAGAUAGAAGCUUCGCUUGCAUCAGCUCGAAAAGGUCAGAAGAAAAAGUCUAAACCUAAACGGGACAAUGACCCAACAGCUUCAGUCAACAUACUGUCGACUGACCUCAAAGAAUCGUUAAAACGAUGUGUAGGCAAUAUGGAAAUGCUUAAGGAAAAGAACAUUGCAAGAGAAACAGAGGCGACUUGUCAUGCCAAAGAACUUCGAGACAAAGUGUUAUCGGUUUCCAAAAUGAUUGACACGUUCAAUACUCCUUGGAACGAAGAAACAUGUCUAUCAAAAAAGAAGAAGAGGAAGAAGGGAAAGGCCAAGGGACCAGUACCACAGUCUGAAGAGCAUCAGGCCUCCACUGAAAUGACAUCAUCCGAAGUUAUCAAGAGCACAAGCCAGACUUUGGGAGGUAUUUUCCCGAAACUUCAAGAGAUGAUGGAGUGUUUAAAGUCAAUACAUGACAUGGAGUCAUGGGUUUCAGCAGCAGAUAAAGCUGUCAAGUCGGUAAAUGAAAUCCAAUUACAGCCUGUGUCAACUGCUACAAAGCAGGACUCCCUGCUGGGCAUCACCGACAAAGUCCGAAAACACAUGGAAGGGAUCUGUAAGGAUUACUUAGAGCAACGAAAGGAGGCUUCUGACUUGAAAGACUAUGUUAAGCGACUGAAGCAUGAAAAUGAGGAGUUCGUCGCCAAAUACCAACAAAUAGAGCAAAAACAUCAGAACUUCACAAAAAAAGAAAACAGAUCUGUAGUAAAACAUGAGCAAGGAAUGGAGGUACUUUCACAACUGAAACAACAAAUGGAAGAUGAGAAAACGACAAUUCAGGAGAAAAAUGAACUACAACAAAAUUACACAAAAGAAAUUCACCAAUUGAAACACGACAUCGCAGUCAGGGAGGAAACAAUACUACAGUUGCGGCAGGAGAAUGCGACACUUUCUGAAAGUUACACAACAGAAAUCUGCCAGUUGGAAAAUGACGUUGCACACAGGGAGGAAGCAAUACAGCACGUGAGGCAAGAGAAUGAGACACUUCAGGAAAGAUACGAGACAGAUAUGUUAUCAAAGAAUACGGAUCUCGGAGAGUUGAGGGGAAUUAUAUCAGUCAAAGAUGAGGAAAUCAAACAGUUAAAAAACCGAAAAGACGAGCUGCUUACCAGGCUCAGCAAACAAGCUGAGAUGAGACUAACGGAUGGCAAUCAUGGAAUCACUGAUUUGAGUGACCCAAACCGACCAACAUCUCUGGCGGAAAAAUUCAGCGAACUGUACGACAACGAAUGGACAGAAGCAUUUGAGGAAAUGUUGGAAAAUAAACGGACGGCAACGCCAGUUAUGACAGAACAGAGCGCUAUACGUUUUCUGUUGGAAAUUCUUAGCGUUACAAACGACUACUGCAAAGGACAUGCUGACACUCAUUGGAAAGAUAUCCUGGAUGCAGUGUGUCAGCAAUCAACAGAUCAAUUACCACAGAUUCCACCAAUUUACGCCAAAGAUUUAAGAAAUGUGAGAAAACUGACGGGUAACAUCUCAGCAGAAGGCGUCAUCAAGAGGUUCUUCGAUUCUGAAAUCAUCCAUCUAAAACUACAGCCAGGCGAGAUAGGUGCUAAUCUGGAAAUAUACAUCCGAAAGUGCGUGGAGCUAUGCUGGUUGAUGUCCAUCCAGAGCCCGCCGAUCUUUCUCUUCAAAGAGAUACACCUACACGACCGCUUUGACGAGGACUACUUCAAGUUCUACACACGUGCGGGAACGGUUGUAGAUUUCUUAGUCUGGCCGGCUUUGCUUUGCCGUGAGAACGGGGAGCUACUUCGUAAGGGUGUUUGCCAAGGACUCAAAAAGAAAUAAAAGUAUAUGUUAAAUGUUCAUCCUAAGUAAUAACUUGAAAGUCACCAGUACGAAAAAUAAAUCUAUGAAGAUACAAUAGCAAAACUUUGCAAAUGUAAACAUCAAUGAUGUGUCUGGAAUAUAUUUUCUUCUUCAUUUUAAGAUGAAACUUUAUUUAUUUUGUAUAUACAUUAUGAUUAAGAAAAUGAAUUCAGACGUGCCUUGAUUCUAUUACGUCUCAUUUAAGCAUAAGAUAUAUCUCAACUCGAUGAAAAUUAGGACAUAGUCUUGAUUAACGGCAUUUUAUUGUACUUUUGAUUGAUAUGGUCAAAAAUGUACUCAUACGUUCAUAUUUUCCUAGAAACAUUCAAGAUGGAUGGAAAAAUGAAACAUUAAACUAGGUAUUCUCCAUGACACACUGCAUUUCGAGCAAAAGUCUCCAUUCAUAACAGAGUAUGCAGGCAGGUAUCUGUGCUGAAGAAACAUGGCUACAAUGUAUAUAUUUUUUUUAUUACUGUUUGCAUAGUUUAUAUUCAGCAGUGAUUGUUUUUUCAUCCAUGAAGUUUAUUUUCAAAUAAUCGAUAUUGUUUACUCAUUCAAGCUGUAUUGAAUAACGUGUGAUGACAGUAUGGUCACUUUAAACGUUUGAACGGUUUAGAAACGUGAAAAUCGAAGUAAAUAAAGUUAUUGUAAUUGAUUAAGGUAUAUUCUCAUUUGUAUUAUACAUAAUUUCAGCGACGGCUGCGCGGAUAUGUUGAUAUUAGUUAGAUUAACUGUAUUAGCCAACCAUACUACAAUAUAUUAGGCAAAACAUCAUAAACUAUCAUCGUGUCAAGCGCGUGCGCUAGCAUUUAAAACCUUAACUUGUUUCCGAGAUGACGACUAGUAAAAUUUGGAAAAACGAAAUGGUAACUAAUAUAACAGAAGUGUUAUUUGGGAUUCGGUAUACAGGCUAAGUCUUUUUUACGUCAAAUUCAGGUCAAUUUAAAAUGAGAUUUUUCAGAUCUAAUUGACAUCAAGAAAUUUUGUGUGUGUAUGUAUGCAUGCAAGUAUUAGAUAUUUUAUAUAUAUGCAAGUUUUCAUUUACAUCAUAUACAUCUUAUUCUAAAUGUUUUCCCUCAGGAAUGAAGUGGGUAAAACUCACCUGAACCAUGACAUUUAUUGGUGAAACAAAAUUGAGAAUAUUUCCUGUUAGAACUUGUAGAGAUGGUUUAUCUAUUCGAGUAUUGUUGAGAAAUUAAUUUCUUUUCAUUCUUUCAAGCUAAAGUAAUAGAAUGAAAUUUUAUUAUUCAUUUUUUAACGGGAGUUUAAAUAAAAUUAUUUUUUAUAUAAUCUUGUCAAAAAUUUCUUCGUGAUCCUCCGUGUUAAAAAUGUAUGUUGUCAAGAGCCUAAGUUUUUCUUGACAUUAUAAGACAAUGAAAAAGAAUUCCUUAAUGGUACAACCAUACGUUUUAGUGACGGCUAUCGUGGAUGUUUAAACCAAUUAAGCAUGCGCAAACGUGUUAUCUUUAUUAUUUCAUUAUAUAUGUUAUGAUACUUAGAUUGGUUGCUUAUUAACAUUAACAUUAACAUCUAGACAGAAUGUUGUUGUAAACCGUGUUACAGACAUUUAUAACUGUAUAUAGUAGUUUCACAGGAAUCAUUCAUUACAAAUAUCAUCUCUUUUUUAGAUUUAUUUAGCUAAUUCUAGAGGGUUUUUGAGAGUAGUUAGUGAGAGGGUUUAUAUGACCAUUGUGUAAAUUGUGUAGACGACAGUAUGAAUAAAACAUAUAUCUGCAGUA